CACUUCCUACUGACUCUCGACUACUUCCUGUGCAGAAACAUUACGUACGUACUUCCUUUUUCUAUUAGGGAGCCUGUGGACACGUGACCUGUCACCAUGGGGGCCUACAAGUACAUGCAAGAGAUCUACAGGAAGAAGCAGAGUGACAUCAUGCGCUUCCUCAUCAGAGUCCGCUGCUGGCAGUUCAGACAGUUGUCUGCCAUUCACAGGGCAUCUAGACCCAUGCGUCCUGACAAGGCUCGUAGACUUGGAUACAGGGCAAAGCAGGGUUACGUUAUCUACCGUGUCCGCAUCAAGCGUGGAGGUCGCAAGCGCCCUGUCCCUAAGGGUUGCACCUAUGGUAAACCCAAGACUCAUGGUGUGAACCAGCUGAAGUUCCAGCGCUCCCACAGAAAUGUUGCAGAGGAACGUGUGGGAAGAAAGUGUGGUGCCCUGCGUGUCCUCAACUCCUACUGGGUAGCCCAAGACUCUACCUACAAGUUCUUUGAAAUCAUCCUUGUUGAUCCCUUCCAUAAGACCAUCCGCCGUGAUCCAGCCAUUCAAUGGAUCUGCAGAUCUGUGCACAAGCACCGUGAAUUGCGUGGCCUCACCUCUGCUGGCAAGUCCUCUCGCGGUUUGGGUAAAGGACACAAGUUCAACAAGACUACUGGAGGCUCAAGACGCAAGAACUGGAAGAAAAACAAUGCUGUUUCUCUUCGCAGAAAGAGAUAAACUGUUUUUGUUUUUUUAUUUUUUAUUUAUUUGUCUUGGAGACAAGUGCAAAUAAAUUUUAAAAUUUAGAA
This is a messenger RNA of Aplysia californica (California sea hare), 782 nucleotides long. RefSeq names its product 60S ribosomal protein L15. The transcript has 4 exons. Gene Ontology annotation, molecular function: structural constituent of ribosome; RNA binding. Bases 97 to 711 code for a protein of 204 amino acids. Gene Ontology annotation, cellular component: ribosome; cytosolic large ribosomal subunit. Lineage: Eukaryota; Metazoa; Mollusca; Gastropoda; Aplysiida; Aplysiidae. The record is from RefSeq and is a predicted model, not a curated record. Gene Ontology annotation, biological process: cytoplasmic translation.